AUGGUCUUGAGAACCAGGAAAAGACAGUCUACUAUUCGGGGUCCAGACCCUACAAAGCGCAGAAGAGUUGAUUCUGCUGUUGAGGAAGUACUUUCACGGCUCAAAAAUUUUCACUCAAAUAAGUAUUUAACUUCUGGCACUGUCCUUACACUGGGAUCAGGGGACACUGGUCAGCUUGGGCUUGGGCCUGAUACGACUGAGCGCACUAAACCAGCCCGUUUUAGCUCAACGAGUCUCAAAUCCGCAGGCCUGACAGAUGAAACAGCGGAAAACUUCGUUCAAGUUGAAGCUGGCGGUAUGCACACAGUUUGCCUUGACAACAAAGGCCGUGUUUUCACUUUCGGCUGUAAUGAUGAGGGAGCUUUGGGUAGACCUUCGACGGAUAUACCUCCGGAGGAAGGUGAAGAAGGUGGUCCCAUAGAGGAAUCUAGACCUGGGAUUGUAACCUUUCCUGAGAAUGUCAAAAUCAUAAUGAUUUCUGCUGGCGAUAGUCACAGUGCCGCUUUGGAUAGUUCCGGUCGAGUUUGGCUUUGGGGCACAUUCCGAGGUGCAAAUGGUGCUAUCGGUCUGACCAAGGAAAGUGAAAUUAGUCGUGCCCCAGUCCUUCUCUCCUCCUUCACCGAUCGAGUUGUCGUGAAAAUCGCAUCGGGUCAGGAUCAUCUGGUUUGUCUCACAGAUGAUGGACUUCUCUUCACCAUGGGCUGUGGCGAACAGGGGCAGUUAGGUCGAAUCGCUGAGAGGUUCGCUAAGGAUGGAGGCCGUAAUGGCAUCGAAUCAGCACCAGGGGUUUCUGUUGUGUGA
Messenger RNA from Rodentolepis nana, 801 nucleotides. The record is from the annotation of a GenBank genome assembly. NCBI's taxonomy places the organism in Eukaryota, Metazoa, Platyhelminthes, Cestoda, Cyclophyllidea, Hymenolepididae.